AUGAAGAUGGAGGCUCUACUCGAAGUCAAAGCAUCACGAAAAAACCGCGACCAAGCCGUUCGCGUCACACUGAAUCGUGGUUUGCCAAUCUCCGAUCUGAUUAGCCAGCUGUCUGCGACGGAAACGCCAAACCUGAAAUCCGGUGCAUCCGAGAUUCAACAGGGCAGGAAAAGCUCAAAGGCGGCUAAGCGCUCGUUUCUCCAGCUGAAGAAACAAGAAGUCGACGAUGAUUUUGUUGUGCUCCCACCGACCCCGCCAGAGAGUGUCAAGGCCAGCAGCAGCGACUUUUCCCUAGGGCUCUGCUGCACGCCCACACAACGAGGUGUAGUCGCCCACAUGGUGUAUAACAUGGGUACAUACACAGAUGCGCAAGCGGCGGAUAUGCUGGCGCAAUAUCACCAAGUUCCGGAACUUGCCCUCUUUGCCUCGACUGAAGAUCCGGAGCGAGUUCUCUACAAAGCUGGCCCAGCCGACGUGAGAUAA
Molecule: messenger RNA, 483 nt
Organism: Akanthomyces muscarius
Lineage: Eukaryota; Fungi; Ascomycota; Sordariomycetes; Hypocreales; Cordycipitaceae
Exons: 1
Coding region: 1-483 (160 amino acids)
Source: RefSeq, a predicted model, not a curated record